AGAUUACGUACUAUGACAAAUGAUUUGAUAAAGAUAGUAGAAACUAGUAUAAAUACUAAGGUCUGGUAUCAAGUCAUAUUAUACGAGUCGAUCAGCUAGAACCAUGCGUGCAAUCAUCCUUCUGGCCCUUCUGGGCUCAGCCCUCGCGUUCAAUAGGCACUCCAGCCGCAUUGUGGGUGGUACAGCUACAAAUAUCGAGACCUACCCUUAUAUGGCGAACAUGCAGCGUUCCCAAUUUGGCAUCUUCUUCUCGCAAAGUUGCGGAGGUUCUUUGUUGACUACCACUUCUGUGCUCUCCGCUGCUCACUGCUUCUAUGAGGACUAUGCAUGGCAAUGGCGCGUCGUCCUCGGCACCUCGCUCCGAAGCCAGGGCGGAUCUGAACACUCGAUCCAGCGCAUCAUUAUGCACCCUCAAUACAUCGAUGAGAUCUUGAACAACGACGUCGCCGUCGUUCGUCUCAACGUACCGGCUGUGUACUCCAACAGCAUCCAACCAGCGAGGAUCCCCGGCCGUGACUACCACUUGGCAGACGGAUCUCUUGUAACUCACGUCGGCUGGGGCAGGCAAUGGACUAACGGGCCACUAUCCGAGCAGCUGCUACAUGUCCACCUGGAUAUUAUCAACCAGGAAGAGUGUGCAGUUCGUUACGCUUACCUCAAGACUCAGCCUGGUUAUGAAGAUUGGCCAGACAUUAACGAAGGCAUGGUGUGCGCCGGGAUCCUGGAUGUGGGCGGCAAGGACGCCUGUCAGGGAGACUCUGGUGGACCCCUCGCCCACCACGGAGACAUCAUCGUUGGAGUUACAUCUUGGGGAUUUGAUUGCGGCCAUGCUUUCUACCCUGGAAUCAGUGCUCGCGUAUCUCAAUACACUGACUGGAUUGUAGCUAAUGCCAAUUAAAUGAACAGUCCAUUCAUACUUGUGUACCAUGUACACAUACAGACCUGCUGCUUAGGAUAACGUUUUUGUACAUAUUAAUUUAUUCAAUUCUGUAAAUAUAAUAUCCAUGACAAAUAUACAA
This is a messenger RNA of Spodoptera frugiperda (fall armyworm), 1019 nucleotides long. Its product is annotated as trypsin, alkaline B-like. NCBI's taxonomy places the organism in Eukaryota, Metazoa, Arthropoda, Insecta, Lepidoptera, Noctuidae. The coding region runs from base 104 to 898 and encodes 264 amino acids. Gene Ontology annotation, biological process: proteolysis. The record is from RefSeq and is a predicted model, not a curated record. Gene Ontology annotation, molecular function: serine-type endopeptidase activity. The transcript has 4 exons.